ACUCAGCAGUACAGUCAUGUCAAACAGAAUCAAAAUGAAAGUGUAAACAAGUAUUCAGUAUAGCAUAGCAGACGGUAGCAAAACGCUUAUUUUUAGGAUAAGGAUUGGUUAUCCCUAGUUUUAAUUCAUAAUUAUUUUGUAUUCCUUAGGAUUAAUGUGUCAUAUCUGCAUUAAGAAGAUUAAAGUUGAGCUUUUAAAAACUGAAAUUUUAUUGCACCAUAUUUAUGUAAAGAAGAUUGGACGAUAAUACAAGAUGGAUGAGAACGAUUUAGGGUUUCGAACUGCAGAUGAAUUCACUAAGCUCUACUAUGAAAGUAUGGAUCGGAAAAGACAUCUUAUGUCAAAGUACUAUAUGGACAAUGCCUCUCUAGUAUGGAAUGGAAAUGGAAGAAAUGGAGCCGAUGAAAUUCAAAAGUUUUUAGCCAGUUUGCCUAUUAGCAUACAUAAUUUGACCAGCAAAGAUGUUCAAAGAAUUCCAGAUGGUGCUGUUGGGAACAAGAUGGCCUAUGUCAUACAGACUGCAGGAAAUGUUAAAUACCAGGGGAAAGAAAAUAGAAAAAUGUUUUACCAAACAUUCGCAAUCACAAAUGAAGGUGACAAGUGGAAAAUUGUGUCAGACUGUUUCAGAUUUCAAGAACAUGUUUCGUAAUGAUUAAGACUCUAUUGUGACUACAGUACAUUUUUAUACUACUUUUAAUAAACUUACUGAAAUAUUUUAA
Molecule: messenger RNA, 719 nt
Organism: Macrosteles quadrilineatus (aster leafhopper)
Lineage: Eukaryota; Metazoa; Arthropoda; Insecta; Hemiptera; Cicadellidae
Product: NTF2-related export protein-like
Exons: 4
Coding region: 254-649 (131 amino acids)
Biological process (GO): protein import into nucleus
Cellular component (GO): nuclear pore central transport channel
Source: RefSeq, a predicted model, not a curated record